Molecule: messenger RNA, 3337 nt
Organism: Dermacentor silvarum
Lineage: Eukaryota; Metazoa; Arthropoda; Arachnida; Ixodida; Ixodidae
Exons: 9
Coding region: 346-2010 (554 amino acids)
Cellular component (GO): nucleus; cytosol
Molecular function (GO): RNA 7-methylguanosine cap binding; mRNA binding
Source: RefSeq, a predicted model, not a curated record
AUCGAGAAAUCAAGGUGGCUUCCUGUUGUUUGUUUGCGUGCGAUCUGCGGGGUCUUCGCGUGGUACGAAUUAGUACGAACCUAAGCUUCCCGUUCGAUCGCACGUUGCCUCACCGGGUGGAAUUAGAUUAACCGAGCACUCUCACAGAGAGCCUUCAUAUUAUCGUUCGCGAGCGGAGACGGCGAUGUUGUGGUUGCACUCCAGAGCGAGCCCGGUGUGCCUUCCCAGCACUGCAUAGUGAUCCCCCCACCUCCUCGGCCGUCGCACGGGGGUUCCGUCUCCUUGUAGCUGCCGGAGCUGCAGCACGCUCUGAUCGUCGAUACACUCGAAAGAGAAAGAAGAAAAAUGGCCGAUUUCCUGCUUGAGCGCGAGCUGCCCAACCUUAAGGUUGCCGUGGACAGUAACACCUUGCUGGAAACUGACAAUGAUGACUGCAUGGACUUAGACGAGAACACGAAGACGGAGAGAGGCGCCGACAUCACGGAGCCGCCGCCGAUCGUCGUGCCCGCACGAAUCGCCGACCGCGCUCGCAAGAGCUCAGACGAAAUGGCAGCAGACGACGUGGACGACCCUGAAGCCUACAUGGUCCAGUAUGCAGAGCUUUACCGGAGUCUUGGUGUUGACCCCAGGCGCCCAGGAGGAACCAGACUGAAUGCUGUGCACGUCAGGGGCGUGACAGACAUGACCACCGAAGAUGUGAUGGAGUACUUCAAAGACUGCGGCCCUACAUCUGUUGACUGGAUCAAUGACUAUGCGUGUAAUGUGGUGUGGCAGCGGAACCAGGAUGCUGCUCGUGCUCUGGAGGAGUUGAGCCGGCCACUUCUGGUCAAACCCAAGGUCCGGGAAGAACACGAUUCGCCCACUCUGGAAGCAAAGCCCCCUCCGAUUUGCGUGUCUCCGUUGAAUCGGACCGAGCAGACAACAGCCACCGGAAGCAUCAUCCGCCAGCAGUCAGCCGAGACUGGAGCGGGAGAUGGAAGCGAAGAAGUUGUGGUGAUGUCGGACGACGAAUUUGGCGAUGAUGCGGGCCCAUCCGAGCCACCUGCCGCCAAGGACACUGUGGCGGGGCGUGAGGAGCUGGACGUCUCUGAAGUUGGGAUUCCAGUGCCUCCUGGAGAGUGGCGCCGAGCUGUCAGGCCGCAUCCUAAGGCCAAAAUGCUGCUCCUGCGCUUUUCAAAUAAGUAUGACAAGAAGAUGCCUGGAGCAGAGAAGCACAGUGACUUCUACAAGAAAUAUGGAAACCCUAAUUAUGGAGGAAUGACUGGCCUCAUCAGCAACUCCAGGAAGCGCAGAAUGCGGGAGGCGAAGAGUGCUUCUUUUGCACUGGGCAGCGCCAGGUCCAUGGACACUGGAGAUGACAGUGACAGAGAUCGGUCCCUGUUGGGAGCCAGGCAGCGUGCAGUGAAGCGGAUGCGCAUGAGGAUGUACGCCGAUGAAGAGGAAGAGAAGCAGCGGCGUGGAAAAAGGCCCGGGGCCUUGGGUACACCAACACCUCCCACGCCAUGGUCUACGCCAGGCAACUCACCGACCUCGGACGAAGAGACCUUUAGCCGCUCCCUCAGCACCAGCGUCAGCGGCAGCAGCGUCUGGGACCGCCUGUCUGGUGGGCGGGCCAACUUGUUUUCUAGGCAGGACCACGAAGACGUUGACGAGUAUGGGGACGACGAACAAGAUAGAUUUCCGGUUCCCAGACGGUCGCGCUAUGUUGACCUGGACGACCCAAGCUUGCGGGAUGACUACGACCCCACCGACGACAGCUAUGGUGCCAGCGGCUACGGCGAUGAUUUUGGGUUCGAGGACAGGUCGGGUCACGGGUCGAGAAGGGGUGGCCACACCCGGAGAGAUGAUGAGGAUGACGAAGGCGACGAUGAAGACGCGCGUCGACCCCUGUCAACUGUUCGAAUGGCCGGCACAGAUCUGCGGUCCAAGCUGGAGAAGCUGAGGCAGAGCCGGUCAGCACCGGAACGUAUGAACGCACUGCGAAUUUCUGUGUCCAACGAGGCACCAUGAUUUGAGGGCAGAUGUGGCCGUGCUGUGGAUUUCUUUGGGGGUUAGACACUGUGGAUGGGUUUUUGUGUCUCGAUGAGGGUGUAAGGACUUGCUUCCCUGAAGCAUAGUCCGGAACAUUGCCAUUGCUGCUCAACGAGCAGCAAAAUGGAAGCAACAGCUUGCUGAGAGGUUUUCAUUCUUGUUUAAACAACAUUGUUUUUCGAAAAUGUCAUGUGAGCACUCGCGUGAAGAUGGGAAGCAUGGCAAACGUCGGUGACAGAGGGUUGACAAAUGCUUUGUUUUACUCGCAUCACUUGCAGUUUGGAAGCCAGGUCUAGUGAACUUAUUCUGCUGUGUCCCCAGGGCACCUCUAGCUGUCAAAUCUCUCUUUCAGAUUGAGCACUUGUGCUUAGGCACGCAACAAGCUGCUAGUCAGAUGGUUAAAUACUGUCAUGGCAGAUAGACUCUAAGCGUUUUGCAAGCAACUGCCAAGCUAUACCCUAGGGCAGUGGAUUAAAAUGGCAUGUGCUCCCAAUGCGUGUGAUAUCUCGGCAACCACUGUAUUUUUCCUUAUUUGCAGUUGGCUUUCUUGUUGUUUCUUAGUAUGUUAGCCCUGAUGCGUCAAUAAAAUUGGGCUUAUAGUUUACGCUCGAAUGACUGCAAGUAACUUGCAAGAAAGGAAUGUCACUUGAAGAAGUCUUGUUUCAAAUUGUGUUGGUGGAAAUUGCAGAAGAUAGAAGAGGGAAUCACUCAAGACUGUUCAAUUGUUUAAUAUUUCAGUUACAACUAGAAGACUUCACUAGAAGAGUUGGUGCGGUUUGGUUGACCGGUGUAUUGCAAAUCUGAGAUUGCAUAAUUCAAGUGUUGCAACAUGUUGCAAUGUAGUUGCGCUCGGGUUAAUGGUGCUUGUCAGUUGAAAACCUUCUUUUUUUUGACAUAGACUAAUUGUGGUGCACAAACCAAGACUGCCAAAAAUUUUGUUUUAUUUGUUAUAAAGCAGUAGCAUGCAUAAAUGACCCGAGAGCAGAAACGUUUUCCUUUUAGUUCAACAAAAAAAAGUAAGCCUGUGAGUUAAUCAUGUGAAACUUGUUCCCAGAUUUUUUUAUGCAGUUUCUGAGCUUGUGUUGUUGUCAUUUUGAUGGAUUAACUCUGCUGGCAGCGCAUGUCAUCGGCUCCUAUAAAUACCCUCUCAAAAGGCAUCACAUGCUACAAGUGUCGUGUUGCAUGUUGCCCAAGGUACACGAAACGUUUGCAGGCCUGGAUGCUUCCCUUCCCUUGAAAUGUUUUUGUCAUUGUUGAACAUUUCAUGUUUAAUAUGAAAAUAAAGAAGCUCAUUACGGUGGCAGUU